AUGGCCGCACCUGCUUCACUUCCGGCGCCGCCCGGUGACGUCACUGAAAAAGCUCGCAUCCCAUUGGUUGAUUCGCGCGUCGCGCCGGAAGUGGCUCCCCGCCGUGGCCGUGGCGACCGGGACGCGGCGGGGCCGGACCCGGGGGACGAAACCACUGAGCCGCCGCCCCCUCCGCAGGCAUGGACGGGCCCCCCGCGCCCGCCGCCGCUGCUGCCGCGGCGCCCCCGGUGCCGGCGGCGGGCGCGGGGGUCCCGGGGGGGGUCCCGGGGGGGGGUCCCGGGGGGGCUCCUGGCGCUGCCCCCGGAGCUGCUGCUGCGGAUCUGCGGCUUCCUGCGGGCCCGCGACGUGCGCCGCGUGCUGCCGCGCGUCUGCCGCGCCCUGCGCGACCUGGCCCGCGACGCCGUGCUCUGGAGGCUGCGGCUGCAGCGCCGCGCCCGCCGCCCCCUGCCCGUGCUGCCAGAGGAGGGCUUCGACUGGGCGGCCGCCUGCGAGGACCUGGAGGAGCACCUGGAGCGCUGGGGGCCGGGGGGGGCCCCCAUGGAGCACUUCUCCCUGGACGAGGGGCACUUUGCCUCCGUGGACUCGGUGCUGCUGCUGCAGGGGGGCUCGCUGUGCGUCUCGGGGGGCCGCGACCGCAACGUGAACCUGUGGGACCUGCGCGAGCUGGGCCGCGCCCCCCCCGGCAAGGUUCUGGUCAAGGCUCUGGGCUCGGGGCGCGGCGGCACCCACAAGGGCUGGGUUUGGUGCUUGGCCUCGCGGGACUCGCGCGUCUGCUCCGGCUCCUGGGACAGCACCGUGAAGCUCUGGGACCUGGCGGCCGAGGGGCAGCAGUUCGGGGAGAUCCGGGAGAAGGCGGCCGUGCUGUGCCUCUCGUACCGCCCCGACGUCCUCGUCACCGGCACCUACGACAAGACCGUGACCGUGUACGACCCGCGAGCCGGGCAGGCGCAGGUGAGCAGCUACAAGCCCCACGCCAGCGCGGUGCUGUCGCUGGCGGCCGACGAGCGGCUGAUCGUGUCGGGCAGCGAGGACCGGACCCUGGUGGUGUUCGACCGCCGCGCCGGCUCCGUGCUGCAGCGGCUGCAGCUGGACAAUUACCUGCUCUCCAUGUCCUACCGGGGCUCGCAGCUCUGGGCCGGGGACAACCAGGGCCGUGUGUACCUGUUCGGCAGCGGCGGCGGCGGGCUUCCAGCCCGCCCGGUAUUUCGACGUGGGGCACCGGCUGCAGAUCACGGGGCUCUGGCACUCGCUGGGCUCGCUCUACACCACGUCCACCGACAGGACGCUGCGGAUCCACGUGCCCACGGACCCGCCCCGCACCAUCUGCUCCUGGACGCACGACGAUGUCCUCAACGGGGGUGAGGAGCCGCCCCCAGC
Molecule: messenger RNA, 1377 nt
Organism: Passer domesticus (house sparrow)
Lineage: Eukaryota; Metazoa; Chordata; Aves; Passeriformes; Passeridae
Product: F-box/WD repeat-containing protein 9-like
Molecular function (GO): protein binding
Source: RefSeq, a predicted model, not a curated record